GCCGUCCAGACAACUCCAGGGCCCCGGGCUCCUCUCGGCUGCUGCCUCCGCCUCCCGCCCGCGGCCCACCGGCUUCUGGAGGUCCGGAGCGCCCCAGCUGUCGCCUGAGGAGUGCACUCCGGGACCUGGGGCAGGACAGCCUGCGGGGGGGCCCAGCCGGCGGCGAUGAAGCCGUCCUGGCUGCAGUGUCGCAAAGUUACCGGCGCCGGGGGACUCGGGGGGUCCCUGCCCGGGUCCUCUCCGGCCCGGGGAGCCGGCCCGGCCCGCAGGGCGUUCGUGGCCCCGGGCCCGCGCGGCGCCCUCGGGGGCCGGGGAUGCAGAGCGCUGUCGUCGGCAGGCGGGGGCGGCGAGUACAAGACCCACUUCGCUGCCUCCGUGUCCGACCCCGAGAGGUUCUGGGGCAAAGCCGCCGAGCAGAUCAGCUGGUACAAGCCCUGGACCAAAACGCUGGAGAACAGAUUCCCGCCUUCCACGAGUUGGUGAGUGACUCCUUCGCCAAGCCAGCUCUCUCACGACUUUUGGGCGACAGGGCUCGACGUGCCUUUCACGGAGGAAACUGGCGUUGUAUUAGGAAAGAAAUUCAAUACUGGAGAUGGGCUCAGAUCUUUCGAUUUGUGUUUAAUUUAAAUUUUAUGGUCAACUCUCCUGCCUUCUCUUGAGGGAUUGGGUUACUCAUUAUGAGGCCGGUUUUCUAUAGCCCAGAGAUUUACCAGUAUGGCAGGGCUCUGCUUGGCACUGGGGAUGUUACAUGGACUAAAACAAGGGUCUGUCUCCAGGGACAGCACUGUCUAGUAUGGGAGACAGCCACGGAAACCAAUGCAAAGAGUGUGAUAAACUAGAGAAGUAUUACCAAGUAUCCACACACUGCAGGGAGGAAGAGAAUUGAGGAAAGACUUCAGUAAAAUCACACCUAAGUAGGGUUUGGAAGGAUGGGUGUUAUCUUCUUAAGGUGGACAAGAAUCUCAUUAUUAAAGACCAGGGAUUGGAAAACAGGCUGAAAUUUGACUGUUACU
Molecule: messenger RNA, 1013 nt
Organism: Ailuropoda melanoleuca (giant panda)
Lineage: Eukaryota; Metazoa; Chordata; Mammalia; Carnivora; Ursidae
Product: acyl-CoA synthetase short-chain family member 3, mitochondrial-like
Exons: 1
Coding region: 166-483 (105 amino acids)
Source: RefSeq, a predicted model, not a curated record